Molecule: messenger RNA, 3612 nt
Organism: Vitrella brassicaformis
Lineage: Eukaryota; Vitrellaceae
Source: the annotation of a GenBank genome assembly
GCUUGUUGGCAGUUUGUAUCAGGUAUUGCCCUGUAGCGAAUCGGACGUCGUGUGGCGGCCUUAAGUCGCCCUCUGGAAUGAGUUGACGCUUCGUUGCUGUCGCCUGCGUAUGGCAAGGCGGCCAGGUGGGUGCCCUCACCAGUCGGGCAUUGAUCUGAGGGCUGCAGUGAGGCCAGAGAGCUCGCUGGCGUCAGCCAGGCCCUCCCUGCAGCGAAACAUGGCUCGGGAACAUCACUGGACUGUCUGGUUGUCUUGCCCUUCUAUGGUGUUUUGCAAUAGGCCCUUCUUCAGCUGGAGGAGCGCAGGCUGCCGUCCAGCUCAGUGUGAGCCAGACAGACAGACGAUUCGCACCGCUCCAGUGCAGUGCAGUGCGUCCCUCAGUGCACAUCACAUUGUCUGUGUGUGUGGUGUUUGGUUCGUGUCAGAUGUUUGCUUCAGCGUCUUGCCCACCUGACCCCAAGUAUCCACCCCAAUCUGCGGACCCCCACCCAUCCAGCUCCAGAUUCCCAAUGUCACACCAGGUACAGCGAGGGAGAGAGGGAGGGAGGGAGGGAGAGAGAGAGGGAGUGAGAGAGAGCAGCCACACCACCUGCCCCUGUUCGUUCACGGCUUCCUUCCCUGCGCUGUGUGUCAUGUGCCGUUGGUUGUCUGGUCACAGUAUGGGGGUCAGAUCGGCCGCUCUGAGCAUCCCCCCAUGACCCCUUCCCCGUCGCAAGCUCACGGCUUCCAGAUGGACCACCAUGCUGCCACUUCUGCCGCCGCCGCCGCCGCUGCUGCUGCUGCUGCCGCUGGUGGUGCCUCCCACCAGAUGGACGGUGUGGAUGGUGGCAUGAUGGACGACAGCCAGCCCGCCGAAGCCGCUCCCAAGAAGCGAAGGAAACGGAAUCCGCCCAGAAAGAGGGCACCUGGGGAGGUGAGCUUGGGCGUGUGGCUGGGCAAGUGUGCGGUGUGGUGUGUUUGUCUGCUUUGGUUCAUCGUGUGUUCAUUCCGUCGUCUGUCGGUUCCUUCCUUCCUUCCUUCCUUGAUUCGUUCAGCCGCGGAAGCCCAAGCAGGCGUUCCUGUGGUUCUACCACCAGAUCCUGCCCGAGAUCAAAGCCGAGCGGCCAGAACUAGCCAUGACCGUCAUAUCGCAGGUAGUAGGCCUAGCCACACACCACACCCACCUGUCACACACAGACACCCCUCUGUGCUCAUGUGUGUGUGUGUGUGCAAUCAGGAGGCGGCGCGUCGGUGGAAGCAAAUGACGCCCGAGGAGAAGGCGCCGUACGAGCGGCUGAAGGCGGAGGAUCGCCAGCGGUACAAUCGUGAGCUGGCGCUGUGGGAGCGGCAGCAGGCCGUGCAGGAGCAGGCCCGCAAGAACGUCGAGGCCGGCCCGGAGAGCUACCAGGUCGGGGGGCUGCCGCUCCUCUCCAAUAAUGAGAUGCUCAAGCGACGGGUAAACCGAUACACACACACACACACAUCCAUCCAUCCAUCCACCACGGGGAUGGUCACACUCUCAUUGAUGCCUUCCUUGUGCGUGGUGUGUGUGUGUCAGCUGUUGCGUCAGGGUGAUGAGUUGGGCAUGGGGGCUGAGGCGGGGAUGUACGGCGGGGGCGGGGGGAGCGACGACAGCUGGAUGACCACCCUCACCAUGGAGCAGGUGAAAGAGCGCUGAACAACACACUGACCACACACGCACCAACAGCAAUUGGGUGGGUGUUUUGUGUGUGUGUGUGUGUCGAUCCAUCCAUCCAUCCAUCAGAUGAAGGAGAUUGAGGACCGUGAGUGCUGGUACCGCGAGAAUAUCAGUGGGCAAUCACACACACACAUACAGAGAGAGACACCACGUUCCCCCCACUCGCCGCCACACACUCCCCGAGCGAUGGCCUGUUCUGUGUGUGAUUUGUUUGAUCAGCUGAGAAGGAUGAGGAGCUCCAGAAGAAGACCGAGUACAUCGACACACUCAAAGAGCAAAUCGCCGUACGACGCACCCGAGGGAUCAAACACCCACCGACACACCCGCCAUACGCGCACCCUCUCCCUGUCCCUCCCUGUGCAGGUGUACCAUGGUUACAUUGAGGAUCGCAAGAACAUCAUCCUGAGUCGCCUGUCGCCCGUGCAGCGGCUCAUCGGCAGCAACUUCAGCAUCAUCGAAGAACGAAUCAGACUCGCCCGAACCGAGGCGGAACUCAGGUGCUUGCAGGAUUGACGCACAGCAAAAGCACACACACACACGAGGCGAUAGAUAAAAAAUGGUGUUGUUGGCUGCACUGCACUCCACUGCACAGCGAGUGGGUAGUGCUGAUCAACAGCGCCCAUCUGUUUUGUCCGAAGGACAGCCCGCCCAUCGAAGAAGACACAGACUACUUCCUCGUAGGCAACCAUACCAGUCGUCGAGAGAGACACACACCGCACCGACACACAGACGGACGGACCAAGAUCUGCCUGUGGUGCUUUGUGUGGUGUUUGGUGUGUCAGGCUGAGCGUCUGAUGGCCCACAUCCGGGCGCUGAGUGGCGACGACCGUGGCGACACGUCUGUGCCCCCGCCCGAGGACAGCGAGCCCCCCUCCUCUCAUCGCUUCGACCAACACCCACACCCCCGCUCGCAGUCAUCUCUCCCGCCCCCCUCCCUCCCCCCACCUGAAGAAGACGACCAAGGCCCCCACACACACGCACACGGCCCGCCAGACGAGGGGCACCAACACACUGUCAGCCGCAGUGAUGCUGUUGCGCCACCGCCACCACCCCCACCGCCACCACACUCCCACCACCAGCCGCCCGGCCACGUCCCGCCGCAUCUCUACGCUCGACCACCAGCCCAUGCCAUGGCGGGCGGCGAGUACGGUGGCAUGCAGGCGGCUCAUGCUGCCCAUGCGGCCGGCAUGGUGGUGGAGCCGGGGGGCAUGAUGGCCCCGCCACUCUUCGCCACACAGUGAGGGAUGGAUGGAGGGAGCAGAAGCUCGCUCGUCAGACGGUGUGUCAAGACAGGCAGAGAGGGAGAGGGGCGCGAGGGAGGCGGGGUCAAUGAAUGCUGUGUGUUGAUGAGUGAGGUGAGUGCAACUCACUCAUGCCAUGCUGGUACCGUAUCGUUCUUUCUUCUUGCUGCCUUCUUACUGCAUACUUACUACUUACUGCAUGCAUACUUUUUGGAUGGAUGGAUGGAUGGCGCAAUCGCAAUCAGCCGGCCGGCACGGUUGCGUAUUUGGCGGGAUGGAUGGACCGACCGGAGUGGAUUGGGGGGGUCAGUCAGUCAGUCGGACGGAUUUGAUGGAUUCAUGUAUACGGCAGCCAAAUGGACGCACCACGCCCCACACGACAGACCACACCCAACAGACAAGAAACAGACAGACAGACAGAUAGACAGACAGACAGACGGACGGACAGACAGACAACGAACGAUCCUUAGUGAGAUUUUCCAUCUCUCGCAGCCAGCGUACUUACAGUAAGUACGGUGUGACACCUAUACCAUACCUACCUGUGCGUGCGUGUGUGUGCGUGGGCGCGGCGCGGGCGCGGGCGGACGUGCAAGUAAGUGUCUUUGUGGUGAGUGAGAUCGGGUGAUUGAUGAGCGAAUUCAGGCCUUGAAGGCCUGUCUCAUCUCAACAGCCGAGCCGCCCGGCCAGGCAGCC